Messenger RNA from Phytophthora infestans T30-4, 234 nucleotides. RefSeq lists its product as uncharacterized. Lineage: Eukaryota; Oomycota; Peronosporomycetes; Peronosporales; Peronosporaceae. Bases 1 to 234 code for a protein of 77 amino acids. The record is from RefSeq and is a predicted model, not a curated record. The transcript has 2 exons.
AUGAACCGAUUCCUUUACACGGAGGAAAUUCGCGAUGCCUUCAUGAAGCAAUUCGCUCUAAUCUUCACCACCCCUCCGCUUCAUGCAUUUAAAUUUGAAAAUCUCGGCGGUCAAUUUGGCCAUAUUCGCAGGAGUCAUCAGGCCGCAUCGUGUUGCCAGCAUGCAAACUUGCUCAUCUAUAUUUUCGUCAUCAUCACCGACGAAGUCGUCGAAGCUAAUGGCCGGGUCAAGUAA